AUGUGCUAUUUCAUUUACUUAGACAUUGAUAAGAGCUGGAUUACAAAGCCACGAGGUAGUGUAGAAUAUAGGGAUGGACUGAAUAUAUUCCUAGACUUCGCAUUUGUCAAUGCAUCAUCCGAUGGGAUGAUACAUUGUCCAUGCCCUAUGUGUGGGUUCCGGUUUUUCCAGACUAGAGAAGAUGCAUACGAUCAUCUUCUGAUGAAACCAUUUCCCCCUAACUAUACCUUUUGGUUACAUCACGGUGAGAGGAUCGUAGACGAGAGGCCCAGCGGUAGGGAAGAACUAGAUCCCACUAUAAAUUCAGGAGAUCAAAUGUGUGACAUGAUCCACGACGCAUUCGAUUUGCCGGGACUGCAGAGUGAGGAUGAAGAUCCCAUGGAUGGGCAUGCUAGAGACGUUGCGGAUGGGUUGCCGUACUUAUCUGAUGAACCUAGUCAUGAGGCUCGUGCCUUUCAAGACUUGCUUAAGGACGGCGAGCAGGAAUUAUAUCCGGGAUGUUCAAGAUUCUCGAAGCUGUCUUUCCUGGUGAGGCUGUACCAUAUAAAGUGCAUGUGUGGAGUGAGCAACAAGGCUUUUGGAUUGAUUCUAGAGCUAUUAAGGGAUGCCUUUGAGCAUGCACAGAUUCCGAAGACCUUGCACGAUGCCAAGAGGAUCAUAAGGAAGUUGGGUAUUGAGUACAAGAAGAUAGAUGCAUGUCCGAAUGACUGCAUGCUAUACCAGGGUUCCGACCAUGACCUGUCUAGAUGUAAACGGUGUGGAGCAUCCAAGUGGAAGCAGAAGACCAGGAAGAAUUCUGUAGUAAGGAUCAACGUCAUUGUCAAGAAGAAUGGUAAACCUCAGGCGGCGAAAGUUCUUCGUUAUUUUCCUCUGAUUCCACGGUUGCAGCAGUUAUCCAUGUCUAGAAAGACAGCUGUGGACAUAUUGUGGCACAAGAGAGGCACCAACUCUGACGGUUUCUUGAGGCAUCCCAAAGACGGCGAGGGUUAG
Messenger RNA from Arachis ipaensis, 990 nucleotides. RefSeq lists its product as uncharacterized. The record is from RefSeq and is a predicted model, not a curated record. Lineage: Eukaryota; Viridiplantae; Streptophyta; Magnoliopsida; Fabales; Fabaceae.